AUGACCAGUGUUGAGGAGCUGUUCAAAAAAUCCGGCUUGCCCAGCAAACGCAAGCUGGAACCGCUGCGUGACCCAAAUCAAGUUUAUAAAUCCGCCAAGCUCUCCAAUGGCUCCUCCCGACACGCCCAAGUAGACGAUGCCACUGACGACCACGACGACCUCGAAGCCGGACCCGCGCCGCCCCCCGAUGGCGAAGACGACGACGGCGACUACGGCCCGUCGAUGCCGCCUGGAGACGAAGACGAGCCCGAAGACGAGGAGGGUCGCUUCUUCGGCGGCGGCGUAACCGCCCAGGAGUCUCGCGCGCUCGACUACAUCAACGCGACCGACGCUGGCGACGACGCCUCCCUCCUGGCCGAGGAGAAGAUCGACCUUGCGUGGCUGAAGAAGACGGCCCUCAAGUUCGAGCAGCGCAUCAACAAAAACGCCACCCAGCGCGCAAAGUAUGAGUCCGACCCGGCCAAAUUCAUCCAGAGCGAGGCGGACCUCGACGCCGACAUUAAGGCCUUGAGCAUCCUCGGCGAGCACCCGGAGCUGUACCCACAGCUGGUUGAGCUGGGCACGGUCGGGAGCCUAGUGGGCCUACUGGCCCAUGAGAACACGGACAUCGCCAUCGGGGCCAUUGAGAUCAUCGGCGAGUUGACGGACGAGGACGUCGCCGCCGAGGAGGAGCAGUGGGACGCCCUGGUCGGCGCCCUGCUCGAGUCGGAUCUCGUGGGCCUGCUGGUGAGCAACUUGCAGCGGCUGAAUGAGGAUUGCGACGAUGAGGCGGACCGGGACGGUGUCUACAAGGCACUUGGUGUCGUGGAGAAUCUGUGCUCCAAUGUUGCCACGGCCGAGAAGAUCGGGGCAGAAGAGGGCCUCAUAAGAUGGCUGCUGCAGCGGAUCCAGAAAAAGGAGCGGCCCAUCACGCAGAACAAGCAAUACGCGGCCGAGGUCCUGGCCAUUCUAGUGCAGAGCUCGCCUGCAAAUAGGAGGAAACUGGCAUCUAUGGAUGCGGUCGAUGUCAUGCUGCAGCUGGUUGCUUCGUACCGGAAGCUGGACCCAGAGAAGGGCGAGGAGGAGGAGUACAUGGAAAAUCUAUUCGAAGCGCUUACAAGCAUUGUGGACGAGCCCGAAGGGAAGAGGAAAUACGUCGAAGCUGAAGGUAUCGAGUUAUGUCUGAUCAUGCUGAAGGAAGGCAAGCGCAGCAAACCUGCUGCGCUGCGCAUGAUCGACCACGCGGUGGGCGGCGUGUCUGCAGCGGAAGUGUGUCAGAAGUUGGUGGACGCGGGCGGGCUAAAGACGAUUUUCACCAUGUUCAUGAAGAAGCAUCCGGAUAACCAGACAACCGAGCAUCUGGUCGGCAUCUUCUCGUGGAUGCUGCGCCUGCUCCCAGCCAACUCUUCGGAGCGGAUCCGACUCUUGGCCAAGUUCGUGGAGAAGGAUUAUGAGAAGGCCGACAAGCUGAUCAAGCUCCGACGGGACUUUGCAGCGCGGCUGCGGCUGAUCGACGAGCAAAUGGACAAGGAGAAACAGCGGUCUUCAGAAGAGAAUGCGGACCUGGAAGAUGAGCGCUUCCUGCGGCGGCUUGAUGCGGGCCUCUUCACACUGCAGACGAUCGAUGUUGUUCUGGCUUGGUUGAUUGCCGAGGACGACGGCGCACGAAAGAAGAUCAUGGCUUGGCUCGCGGAUCGAGAUGAGACGUUCGAGGUCAUCAAGACCUCGCUGCAGGAGCGGCUUGCUGCCAUUGACGACAAGGAGUCUCAGGAUGGUAAGGACAGCGCCGAGAUGCUGACGACGCUGAUGGAGUUUUUGUGA
Messenger RNA from Cryphonectria parasitica EP155, 1800 nucleotides. RefSeq names its product DUF1716-domain-containing protein. NCBI's taxonomy places the organism in Eukaryota, Fungi, Ascomycota, Sordariomycetes, Diaporthales, Cryphonectriaceae. Gene Ontology annotation, cellular component: spliceosomal complex. The transcript has 3 exons. The record is from RefSeq and is a predicted model, not a curated record. The coding region runs from base 1 to 1800 and encodes 599 amino acids.